Messenger RNA from Linum trigynum, 258 nucleotides. Lineage: Eukaryota; Viridiplantae; Streptophyta; Magnoliopsida; Malpighiales; Linaceae. The record is from the annotation of a GenBank genome assembly.
AUGGACAAGGCCUUCAAUUCCGCUUCUCCACUUCCUUCCUACAUCGGCCGCGACAUCCAAGCCUCCCGCUUCCUCAAUCUCCCUCCCCAUCGUCUUGCUAGGCUUUUAGAAGCCAGGGUGUGCAUCACUGGUGCGAGCAACAUCCAGCAGGUGGCAUCAAAUGAAGGAAUAUGCGAGGGCUUCAGUGGUGCACGUGUGGAUGGACAAGGAGAUUUCGAGAAGCAACAAUGCUUAUUGACAAUUCGAUGUGGUAGCUAA